This is a messenger RNA of Nicrophorus vespilloides, 1019 nucleotides long. RefSeq lists its product as uncharacterized. NCBI's taxonomy places the organism in Eukaryota, Metazoa, Arthropoda, Insecta, Coleoptera, Silphidae. Gene Ontology annotation, molecular function: peptidase activity. Bases 45 to 527 code for a protein of 160 amino acids. The transcript has 2 exons. The record is from RefSeq and is a predicted model, not a curated record.
ACAAAAAUAUAUAGAAUCUCAUUUAAUAAGGGGGACAUCUAAAUAUGGAAACUUCUAAAAGAGCAAGUGUAUUCUUCUUGAUGCACAAUACAUUACAAUCCGUUAUAGCAACCACAUAUCUCGGAAGAUUAUUCCGUUUUACUGGACAUGGUGGCACACAUUGGGCAGUUCUUGUAAAAUUUGAAGAUGACGAUUUUUUUUACAUUUGCGAGAUCUAUAGAAAUCUAGAACCCAAAGAAUCAGGAUUAAUAAACUGGCGCUGCGAAAAGAUUACAGCUGAGGAGAUACAACGCGCAACGAAGGGAAAUUCUAUUGAAUACCUGGGAAAUUGUUAUCUUACGCUAAAAGAGUUACGGAAACAUUGCCGUGACAUCAGUGCCAAUAUGAAGUACAAUAUCCUCACUAAUAAUUGUCAGCACUGGUGCAAAAAUUUGAUCCAGAAGUUAAAUUUUUUCUCAAAACCUGCAUCCGUAUUCAGUUUUAUGACCAAUGCAAUCAUGGUGGGGAUUAGGAUGUUCUCAAGGUAAAGACACGAUUCAGGUGGAGAAGAUUAUAUAAUAAGUUUAGUGUCUUGGUGGUUGGUAUGGAUAACAGGAAUCAUAAUACAAAAAUAUACAUUUUCUUUUUCUUGAGUUAAAUUGUUGUCAAUAUUAAUAAUAAAUAGGGGAUUAGUUUCAUAUUAAGUUUGUUAGUUGUAUAAAUCAAUAAAUUGGUGGUGGAUGUAUAAGACAAAAUAUGCUUUGGAAUAUCAAAUCGCGUUUAAAAUAUAUAAGAAUUGAUAUCUUUAGCAGUGGAGUUCAGUAUUGCGAUGGUUAAGUACGUCCUACGCAAUUAGUAGUGGAUCGAAGUCGGUGAUCGAAGUAGAAAAGAUGGAAAAAUGCAUCGAAUUGUUCGAUUGCAAUACGUAAUCUUUGAAGGAAUCCUUUAAAAACGCAACGAUCAAGGAUAAAGACUGCGUUAUCAUAUUUCAACAUUACUAAUGGAGAUAUUCUUAAUUUGUUGUGAAAUAAAUAUAUGCA